GCAUCGGGGCCUACCUCCUUGAUGCCAUCCAAUAUUCCUUCUCAAAUCGAUCUAUCGCCGCCACAAUUAGCUGGCCCUCUUCCAGGAGCUCAAUCCGAUCAUGGAAUGCCUCAGCCUGCGCUAGGUGUCUAUCAGCAUCACAACAUUCAACUUGACGACUUCAGUCGUCUCGUUGACUCGCUCAAGAUUAUAUCCUCGACGGGCAAUGAGCAACGGGAAGCUGGUUCUUUCCAACCACCUCGAUUUAACAAGGAACAUGGCCUCGGGGAUCUCAAUAGGACGGCACAACGCCAAGUAGGGAGUGGUCCAUCCUAUGCCCAUCUAGUUGAUACUCUUCGCUCUUCCAUCUUCCCCUCGUCCGUGGAAGCAAUUUCUCGUGUUGCUCCCGGCACCGAUGAAAUGUCCGCGGUUCCAGGAAUUAAUGCCGGUGUUCACAAAUUUGCUCCAGGCGCUAUCACUGCCAGUGGUUUCUCAACCUCUCAACCUCUCCAUCUUCAAGACCUCUCCCAAUUGCAACCACCACAACUACAGCUCCCUUACACCACGCCUGAGCAAGCACUUCGUCUUCUGCAGGCUGCAGUCCUUGCUCAAGAUCGCUUCAUGGGAUCGAUGAAUGCCGCUACGACGUUUGAGAGUGGUCUACAGCCCCUGGAACCAAAGGCAUCGUCUGAUAGACAAUGGAUGGGAAUUGAAGAUGGUAACGCGGCUCCGUUCCUCAACAUGAGCCCAAUGCAGCGUCUUAGUAGUGCGCAAAGUGCCGCUAAUCCCAUACCAUCGACAGCAAGUAAAGGCCAAUCUUUCAAUAAACCAUCACACGGUCGAAUCUAUCGUCCAGGAAUCAAGAUUCCUCCGCCUAUUCUACCAGGAUUGGACUUUGGUCGUUCUGGAGGUGGGCUAAUGGACUCUGGAAGCGGGGCCAGUGGUCAGUUACGCCGCACUUUCAACACAUGUCCCGAGGCUUCGAUACAGAGGAAGAAGUGA
Messenger RNA from Acaulospora colombiana, 981 nucleotides. Lineage: Eukaryota; Fungi; Glomeromycota; Glomeromycetes; Diversisporales; Acaulosporaceae. The record is from the annotation of a GenBank genome assembly.